This is a messenger RNA of Pyricularia pennisetigena, 909 nucleotides long. RefSeq lists its product as uncharacterized. The coding region runs from base 1 to 909 and encodes 302 amino acids. NCBI's taxonomy places the organism in Eukaryota, Fungi, Ascomycota, Sordariomycetes, Magnaporthales, Pyriculariaceae. Gene Ontology annotation, cellular component: endoplasmic reticulum; membrane; endoplasmic reticulum-Golgi intermediate compartment. The transcript is spliced from 4 exons. The record is from RefSeq and is a predicted model, not a curated record. Gene Ontology annotation, biological process: Golgi organization.
AUGGCGCAACGAGGACCUUCGGGCUACGGCAUACCGAAUGCCCCCAACCCUUUCGGAGGCCCAUCAUCACAGCCUGACAGCCAAAGCAGCGCCCUGGAUGCCAUCAGGGAGCAAACGAGCAAGAUCGAGGACAUGCUGGACUCGGUCUCGGAGCCCAUCAAGCCAUACCUUCCAGCCAUCGGCCGAUUCCUCAUCGUGGUCACCUUCAUCGAGGACGCCCUGCGGAUAUUGACGCAAUGGAGUGAUCAAGUCUACUACCUUCAUGACUAUCGUCGCUUCCCCAGCGGCUUCCCUCAGCUUUUCCUCGUCAUCAACGUUGUCGCCAUGGUCGUCUGCUCAGGAAUGGUCAUCACCAGGAGAUUCUCAGAGUAUGCCGUCGGCGGUCUCAUCGCCGUGGUUAUCACGCAGGCUCUCGGCUAUGGUCUCAUUUUCGAUCUCAACUUUUUCUUGCGUAACCUGUCGGUCAUGGGCGGCCUGAUCAUGGUCCUGUCGGACUCGUGGGUGCGCAAGACCGUCAACUUUGCCGGGCUGCCGCAACUCGAGGAGAAGGACCGCAAGAUGUACUUCCAGCUGGCUGGCCGUGUUUUGCUCAUCUUCCUCUUUAUCGGCUUUGUGUUUGCUGGCGAGUGGAGCAUCUGGAGGGUCAUGGUCUCCAUCGUCGGCCUGGUUGCUUGCAUCAUGGUUGUUGUUGGAUUCAAGGCUAAGUUCAGCGCCACUCUUCUGGUGGUCAUCUUGAGCAUCUUCAACCUCUUUGUCAACAACUUCUGGACUCUUCACGAACACCACCCCCACAAGGACUUUGCCAAGUACGACUUCUUCCAGAUCCUCUCGAUCGUCGGUGGUCUGCUUUUGCUCGUCAACAGCGGUCCUGGCCAGUUCAGCAUCGACGAGAAGAAGAAGGUUUACUAG